GCCUGCGUCAGCCAAUCAGAGCUGGCGGUUAGCUCGUCCCGCCGCCGACGUCAGGCCUCGUCAGACGUGAUGCAAAAGAGCGGCAAAAUCACGUCGAGUCGUCGUGCUGACGCCAGCCUUGUCGAUGACGAGUCUCAGCAUCAGGCCAAGCAUCAGCAUCGCAGUCAGCAUCACAAACAACAUAAGAUGACAUCCCUGCAGCAGCAUCAACAAGGAGAGCAGCUACAGCAGCUGAAGCAACGGUCGUGGCAGCAACAUGAGUGUAGAUCUCCCGGAGGUUCUCCAGAGGUGCAGGAGCUGGUGCAGGUGGAGAGACAUGGCGUCAUCCUGCACGAUGUAGAGCAGGCAAACAACGAAGUUAACCUGCUUUAGCCUGCCGACCUGCACUGACCUGUAUUCUCAUUCGCAACUGUGCACUGCAUUUCACUGCGUCCAACUGCUCAGCCUACGGACCUGCAGUGACUUCGCCAUGCUACGGACCUGCAGUGACUUCGCCAUGCUACGGACCUGCANUG
Hyalella azteca is the source of this 515-nucleotide messenger RNA. RefSeq names its product mediator of RNA polymerase II transcription subunit 25. The record is from RefSeq and is a predicted model, not a curated record. Lineage: Eukaryota; Metazoa; Arthropoda; Malacostraca; Amphipoda; Hyalellidae.